UGAAGACAUGCCGCAAGUGCUUCGGUGCUGUGGGUGAUAAACAUGGAAGCGUGUCUCCGUUGCGCACCUCUCUUUGGGUGGCUUUGUUUUCUGUUUUAAGCACAAAAUCCACAUCCUGGAUUUUGGAUGUGGGAAGUCAGGAGAUCCACCCCAGGCUUGUUGUUGUUGUUUUUUAUUUAAAAAAAAAAACGGGGUGCACAUUGUCCAAACCCGGUGACACACGAGAUGUUUGGGAGGAAGUUGAAUUCAAAGGUUGCUUUCAGGAAAAUUGCGUGCAGUGUUGCGAUGGGAUUUGUGUUUUUUUUUUUUUUUAACUCUAGAUCUUACCCCAGCCCCCCUUUUUGCAGGUUUUGUUGCAUCUAGUAGUGGAUUAAAAACCAGGCAGAUCCAGGCCCAGCUUGGCCCUGCGGAGAAUUGGUGUGUGGCAAAGACAAAACCAAAUCUUUGUUGCUUUUUCUUUGUUUAUUUGUCAUCUUCCCCUGAAAGAGAAACACAAACCAAACCAAAGGAAGAAUUGUAGCAACAUAGGUUUAUGUUUAUAUUUGCUAAGUGGGGCUCUCCUCUGAUUAAUCUCCCUCUUGCAACAUGUUUGAUUGUUUUGUGGUUCCCCAAAGUUUAUGCUUUAAUAUUUGUAGCAAUCUCUUGAGAGGCCAAAAGUCUGGGGGGGGGUGUCUGCAUUUUUGCACUGUGUUUUCAAACUGUCUGGCCUCCCUACAAGGUUUUCUCUGUCCUCCUGAUUUUUUUCCCAGCUUGCAAUUUCUUAUUUGUGUUGUCUCGUGAUUUUUUGUUUUGUUUUGUAAGUUUUCACAUGCCGCUUCUUUGAUUUUUCAUUGUUUCCUAUUUUGAUUUCUCAAACUGGACACUGGCCCACCUUUGGUUGGUUAAACUAAGUUUGAUUUGGUAUCUUAUGGGUUUCUAAAAAUUAGGCCUUGGUUUUCCCAGUCCUAUAAUCCCAAAUAAAAUAAGCUACUUUUAAAAAUGGGUUUCUGUAUGCAGCAUGCCUGCGUGGUUUUUACAGGUUGGUGGAAUAGGAGCUGAUAAAUAUAAUAAAUGUUGCUACCUCAUACCAAAAGGCUGAAAUUUGUCAAGGCUUAUUUCCCAUGUAAUGUAGAGAUAUUUCUGGUAGGUUUAGAGGAAUAUCCAUCUUAGUUUUCCUCUGUCAUGACAAAUAUUAGAUUGUUGUGAGAUGCUAGACUGGCAAAACCAACACUGACAUACCGAUCCAUUGUGGGGGGGGGGAGGAAAGUAAAUUAAAACUGUAAUUACACUCGCCAUAAAAAGAGUGCAACCUUUUGGCUUCUACAGAGCUCUUCAUCAGACUGGGAAGAAGUAGAGGUGGUCAUCAUUUGUGGCUAGGACGGGCACUUUUUGCAGGUUGCGUAGUCUUUGCAAAACUCAACAUUUGGGAUGGCAAAUCCUGUUUGCUUUGAUACGUGGAUUUCCUGUGUUGCGCCGAAGAAUGUUGUGGAGUCAUUCGUGGCAAAGAGGAGACUGUUGUCGUCGUUUUAGGAAUGGGAGAGAAAGCCAUUGACUCUGCUUGUUGGAAGGUUGCAAAUGGCGCUCACAUCACCCCCGGGACAGAGAGACAGUUGUUUUGUCCCAUUUUGUGACCUUCCUUGUUAAGUGAAUCAGAUUUCCUCAUUGACUUUGCUGGUUAGGAGGUCGCAAAAAGGGUCAUGUGACCUCAGGAUGCUGCAACCGUCUUAAGUACAUGCCAGUUGCCAAGGCUCUGAAUUUCGAUCAUUUGAACAUAAGUGUGAAAACCAGUCGUAAGUCAGUGCUGUUAUAACUUUGAACGGUCGCUAAACAAAUAGCUGUAAGUCAGGGACUCGCUGUGUCACACAACAUGCUUUUUACUAGUUGUGUUUUUGUACUAGAGCAGGCAUGUCAAACUGCCGGGAUGCGUCACGCCAAAACCGCGCCCUCCCCAUUGCCGGCAAUGGAGAAAAAGUCACGAUACAUUGCGCGAUGUCAUGUGACGUUGCGAGUUUGACAUGCCUUAGCAGAGGCUAAACUUGGUUUUAAGGUGUUUUUUUUUUCCUUCCUUUCUCUUUUAGCAACAGACAUUUUGGGUGGUAAGCAGAGGAUUACCUGUGUCUAAUUUAUUUAGUGUUUAUUAAAUUUAUUUGCCACUCAUCUGGCUGCAAAUUGACUCUUGGUGGCUUGCAACAUUCAUAUUGAUUGACAUAUGGUGCCGAGAUGGAUCUGUUUAGCUCUGCUUUACUAGAAAAGCUACACAAACUGGAAUUACGUGUUAAACUGUAAAUCCUGUUCAGGUGACACUUUCUGAUCCGGGUAUAAACAAUCAAGCCAGAUUUGAAUUUAGGAAUCGAGAAUCAGAGGUUGGGGCAGUGCAAUCAUUUUUCUCUGCACAAAAUCUGGAAAAAAAAUAAUUUUUUUUAACCAGGCUGCAAUUUUGCAAAGAAUAGAUUUAUUAACAUGCCAGAUGCUUAUCAAAUAGAAACAGAGCCGAACGUGUAUCAGACAGAUUCAGAGUGAAUCAAAUUGGGCCUGAUGUGAGCCCAGUGGGAAUUGUUUCAGGAAAUAAAAUUGAUUUGCUGAAGAUACCCACCCUGGAAAAGAGGGCCAGACUAGAUGCUCUCUAGUGUCCCUUCCAAACCAUAUGCUCUAUCCUUCUCUGAAAUUUAUGGCCGCCAAAGGUUGGCCCAUGAUAGUGCAAGGUACAUUUUCUGAUGUUUCUUUUGGCCCAAGAAAUGAAAAAUGGAUUUGAGGGAUAUAUUUUUUCUUAUAGGUUUCUUCUUUCUUUCUUUCUUUCUUUCUUUCUUUCUUUCUUUCUUUCUUUCUUUCUUUCUUUCUUUCUUUCUUUCUCUUAUUUAUGUGGGAGGAUAAAUACGCAAAGGGGAAAAGGUUCUGUUGAGCCCCAGGCCCUCCUUUCCAUUUUAGGAACUUUAAGGCAGGUUGAAAUUUAAAUUUAGUUUCCCUUCCCAUCCAGGACUGUGUAAACCGAAUCCAGGUUAACUUCAGCAGGCACUUUUCCUUGCUAUUUCACUUCCCGCAGUGAUCAGAAUUUCAGUCCCGUGUUAAAUGCUAAAAAAAAAAAAAAAAAAAAUUACAUUUCCGUUCGGGGCUCAAAACAUUUCCUGCAUCGAAUUGGCGAUUUUGCACACCCAAAGAGAAAGCUUUUGUGCUUGAACCAAGUCAACUUGAAAAGUCAUGCACGGUCCUAUUAAAAUGGAUCAUCUGUUGUUUUAAACAGUUCUGUUGGAGUUUGUUUUAAACCACCUACAGUGUGCGGAAUUGGCAUGUAAGGUUGUCCCCAAAUCUGUCAUUAGAUCUGUAUAGCUUUGUCCAGAUUUUUGAUGGGGUGUUUUGGAGGUAGAAAUGCUACCUUAGUUGAGAAGGUGAAAUUCCUUUUUUGGAGGCUGUUUGCUGACAUGAAGAGUUGCAUUGUCUGUAAAAUGAGAAAGCCUCACCCUUCCUUCCUUCCUUCCUUCCUUCCUUCCUUCCUUCCUUCCUUCUCCCUUCUCUCCUCCCUCCCUCCCUUCUUUUCCCUUCCUUCUUUCCUUCCUUCUCUCCUUCCCUCCCUCCUUCUUUUCCUUCCUUCCUUCCUUCCAUCCAUCAUAUUUAUUUUUGUCACCUUUUCUUCCCUGCAGGCAGAUCAGGAGCGGUGCAGAGAAAUUUCCUUGCUCGAUGACAUUUCAUCGAGAUGUCCGAUCGUUCGGGGCCAACAACCAAGGGAAAGGAUGGGAAAACCAAGUACACGACGCUCAGCCUGUUUGAUAAAUAUAAAGGAAAGUCAGUAGAAACAGUCAGAAGCACCAUUAUUCCUCGACAUGGGUUGCAGAGUCUCGGGAAAGUUGCGUCUGCGCGGCGAAUGCCCCCUCCGGCCAAUUUGCCAAGUCUGAAAUCGGAGCAUAAAGGAAACAACCCCAAUAUCCUCAUUGUGCCCAAGGACGGAACAGGAUGGGCAAACAAACAGGACCCUCCAGAGCAAAAGAGUUCCAGUUGCACAGCCACACAGCCGCAGGAGUCGCUGCCACAGCAGGAUUUACAGAAAUCUGUCUCCAAUUUACAGAAGCGGACCCCGUCAAUCAGCCAGGAGAAUACAAAUUCAGCACCCGGUGGUAUAAAAUCAUGGGCGCAGCUGAAUGGAAAGCCAGCCAGAUCAGAAGGUGGUUUAAGGGUCUCAAACCGACUGUUAUCCUUCUCUCCCGAGGAUUUUCCAACGUUGAAAGCAGCUGGAGAGCAGGACAGGUCUGGCAAAGAAAAGGGCGUCUUAGAUCCGUCGUAUGGGCCCGGACCAAGCCUCCGCCCCCAGAAUGUCACAAGUUGGAGGGAAGGUGGUGGUAGAAACAGCGCCUCGUCCACCUCUUUGUCCCCCUUCCCAACUGAGCUGGCUACCAAGAGCUCCAGUGCAGGAGAGGAUGCUCCGGCCUCAGCAAGCGGUGCCAAUCCGAAGGAGCCGUCUCCCUGUCCUUCUCUGCCUCCUCGCAAAGGAGCGUCUCAGUUUAUGGCCAACACGUACCAGCCACCCACUUACCACGACAUGCUGCCCGCCUUCAUGUGUUCAAAUCCACCAGCCGAGACCCCCACCUUGACUGAACGGGCAUCCUUUCCUCUCCCCUCCUUCUGCCUGGAACCCCGAGUCCCCUUCAGACAACAUCAGCCCAGUGACCAAGACGGAAAAGACAAGCGACUUGGGGUUCCACGGCCAGUUCGUCCGGUCCGACCAUCGGGGGAGCGAGUCCCCAGACCGACCAUCAUCAAUGCAGAGAACCUGAAAGGUCUGGAUGAACUGGACAAUGACACUGAGGACGGCUGGGCAGGAAUUCACGACGAAGUGGAUUAUUCCGAAAAACUGAAGUUCAGUGAGGAUGAGGAGGAGGAAGAAAACCCCAAGGACGGAAGGCAGAAAUGGAACAGCUGGGAUCCCCGAAGGCUGCCUUUGUUGAACCCGGCAGAAAACAUCAAUGCCAGGCACCCCCCAGAGGACCCCAAGACUUGGAACGACUCAGCCAGCCUAUCUCGGUCCAUGCACAAAGUGUCGGAAAGUCUGCCAACCUCCAGGAAGCUGAACGGCUGGACCCCUCUUCCAGAAUAUCAGAAACCCCCGCUGUCGUGUCUGCGGCAGCAGUGUUCAGAAGAAAAAGAAGAGAAAUUGCCCUCGAGGCAGAAGUUUGUCUACUCGGAAAUGUCGGAAGCCGUUGAGCGGGCCAGGCGGCGACGGGAAGAGGAAGAGCGCAGAGCACGGGAAGAGCGCCUGGCCGCCUGCGCGGCGAAACUGAAGGAGCUGGAUCAGAAGUGCAAGCUGGCUCAGAAAGCAGGAGAGGGUCACAAACACCCAGAGAGUGACGAACCCCGAGCCUCGGCCUCAGAGAAGACUGCCGUCUCGGAGAACGGCCACGCAGUCCGGAGAGCGGUCCCUGAGGCUCAUACCCAGGAACCCCCUUCUGGUUACGUGGAUGAGGAGACCCCAACAGUUUCCUCAACAGCCCUACGGAGUAGCAGUGAGGAGGAGCUGGGCGAAACCGUCUCCCCCAUGCAGGAAUUUGGCAAAUUCUCCAAGCUGCUUCCGCCACGAUUCCAGAGAAAGCAGCAAGACCAGCUCUACAAAAUGCAAAACUGGCCACCUUCCCAGAUCUAUCCACCCUCUUCCCAUCCUCAGCGGACUUUCUACCCAGCCCACCCACAGAUGUUGGGGUUCGAUCCUCGGUGGUUGAUGAUGCCUUCCUACAUGGACCCUCGAGUCACUCCAGCACGCACCCCUGUAGAUUUCUACCCUUCAUCCCUUCAUCCAUCUGGGGUUAUGAAGCCAGAUUCCGUGAAUGGGGGUAGCUGCCCAUCGGAGGAGCAGAGCUGCCAGUCGGUGGGGCUGCAGGAGAGAAAAGGAGAAGCCCUUCCCAUCUGGGGUCCAGAAAGUUUUGUCUCCUUGCCGAGCAAAAACUGUUCUGUUUCCCAGCCAAGGCAAGCAGAGAGUGUGACAGAGGAAGGAUUACAUUCCAGGGCUGAGAAUUCUUACUCUGCGCCAUCAGGGCUAAACACCCAACGUGACUUCUUUGAAGAAGUUGGAGAAGACUACUUGAGCUCCUUUGAGAAGAAGCCCCAGGGAAAUUUUGACCGAUGCCUCAGUCCCGCUCAAAGGGCACCCCAAGAACGCAUCUUUCACCCCCCGGAGUGUGGCUCUGACCUUUCUGAUCCUUGUGAUCGGAGCCUGCUGAAUUCUCCCUUGGAGUCCAGUUCUGUUUCGGAUGAAAAGAAGUCUGAAUACAACGGUUGGGAGAUCAGCCAUUUUUCCAAACCCUUGGAAGAGUCAUCUUCAGGGAAAGAAGAGAUGUUCCAGGAGGACUCGUUGUUUGGCUCUGAGAUGUGGAAGAAGGAAGGAUCUGCCAGUAAGCAAGCCAACCCUGGAACUGGAUGGACGACCCCCGAGAACCGAAACGGAAACAGUCAACCACCACAGCAGCAAGAGCAGACGAGCAGAACUCGUCGAUCUGGUCCAAUUAAGAAGCCAGUCCUGAAGGCUCUCAAGGUGGAGGAGAAGGAGAAAGAAUUGGAAAAGGUGAAGGUCGAGAGCAGAGAGACUUCCCACCCAGUUAAGGAAAAGGCCCCUGCACCGAAGGCGUCAGAGGAGACCAAUCCUGGCGGGAUUGUCCACUCUGCUCGCUACCGCACAUGGGACAAAAAAUGCUCCCCACGAACUCCUGUCCAGGACGAGAAACCUCGCGAAGAUGAGGAGGAUGAUAGUAAAGAGAAUGAGAAGAUGGUCAAGGACUGUGAGGGCAAGAAUCAGUCAAGGGAGUCUGCUGAGCUUCCCCCGACUAAAAGAAACAACUGGAUCUUCAUUGAUGAGGAACAGGCCUUCGGUGGACGGGGGCAAGGACGAGGCCGUGGACGCGGCUUCCGAGAAUUCACGUUCCGAGGCCGUAGCAACCCGGUGGGGUGUGGAGGUGUGGCUCCUGCUAGUGGUGGGAAUCUCAGAGGCGGUUAUAACAGCAGCAAUGUCAGUGGUCCUCCAAGAAGUAGCCGAGGACGAGUCUUGAGAGAGUUCAGUCAGGUGGAGGAGUUCCCGCGGGGAAAGCCCAGGCGCCGGAUUGCAAGCGAGACACACAGCGAAGGCUCCGAGUAUGAGGAACUGCCAAAGCGCCGGCGUCAGAGGACCUCUGAGAAUAAUAACGAAGGUUCCCUGGCAGAAAGAGAAGAGGGCGACCUCAAGAAAGGGGAAGUCCGUGAUUCCUGGAGAUCCAAUAAGAUCUAUUCCGAUGAUCAGGAUGCCAAGUUGAGGAACCCACGAGCUUUCGGGCGAUCGCUACCCCCAAGAUUGAGCAACUCCACUUACGGGCGACGAGGAUUCGUUGCUAAGGAGUCUUCCCAAUGGCAGGGCAGGAAUGGUGUAAAUACUUGGCAAGACUACGGCCACAAUGCCCCUCUGGAUGCCUUUGGCAUCAGGCGUCCACCCGAGAGGGAUUACAGCCAAGAGUCUUACAAGCCUGUGGACUCGUUUAGCCGACGGGCCUUUGAAGAGGACUACGGAGGUGAUCCCGAAAACGCGGAGAACCGUCCGUUCCGUCGGCGGCGUCCACCUCGUCAAGACAAACCUCCCCGAUUCAGGCGCUUGAGGCAGGAACGCGAGUCCGUGGGUCAGUGGGCGCCCGAAGAGGGUGGAGCCAACCUUGCCGCUUGCCAGUGGCCCAGGAGAGCCCAACUGAUUGCGACCGAUUAUAACGGUUCCUCCAGUCGAAAAUCUCCGGAACUGUCCUAUCAGAAUUCCUCGGAUCACGCCAACGAAGAGUGGGAGACGGCCUCGGAAAGCAGCGACUUCAGCGAGAGGCGGGAGAAGAGGGGUGGUGGUAGCGCUGGGGGAAACUCGGAGAACGAGGCGCCGUUGGAUGGCGGGGUGCCCGGGAGCACCUUGGGGGAGAAGAGAGACCUAGCCAAGAGGAGUUUCUCCAGCCAGAGGCCUGUGGUAGAUCGGCAAAGCCGGAAAUCUGAGCCCAUCGGAUUUGGGGAGAAAGCUGUACGAGCCAGUGGGAACCGACCAGCGUCCUACUAUGAAAAUCAGCAGAACGGGCUACAGAUGAAGGGCAAAAGAUCUCCGGAAGAAAAUGGCGUUCUUGAUAACGGCAGUCCUGGACGAAACCGUUCUGCUUACGGGUCUCACUCCAACCUGAAUGGGGCCGAAAACCUGGAGAAGAGGCAAGAUAAGGAUCUGAAGUCUUCAGUCCCCCAAGCCAGCCAGGCAGGGGAGACCUUGGGUCCAUUUGAGCUGAGCUACGGAAAUGGUGUGAUGGACAGCCGUGGGCCGGGACCCGGGGAGGACACCGAAGUGGGGCCGAUGAACAGCGAAGGCUUCAUUGAGGUCCUGACGAAGAAACAGCGACGGCUGCUGGAAGAGGAACGGAGAAAGAAAGAACAAGCUGCACAGGCUCCGGCGAAAGGCCGCGUCCUUCAAUCACGCAUCCCACCUCGCUUUGCCAAAAAACAGAACAGCCUGUGCCUUGAACAGGGGGACAUCUCGGUGCCACGAAACACCUUGGGGACGGAGAUUUGGGAGACCAACAGCGCAGCGCUGUCCGUUCAGUCCUCCGCUCCCGAUUCCUGGAAAAAGCCUAUCGGCACCUUUAUCGGGAACGAGUCCAGCUCUGCGGAGGGCUUCAAAGGCAGCCAGGGGGACAGUGGCAUUGACCUGAGCGCGGAGUCGCGGGAAUCCUCGGCCACCUCCUCCCAGCGCAGCUCUCCGUACGGCACCCUCAAGCCGGAGGAGGUGAGCGGAAGCGGGCUGGGGGAGGCCAAGGGAGACGGGCCGAAAGAGCCGGCUCCAAAGCAGUUGGAUAAAAAGGAUUCGGAACAAGCCCUGGCUCCAGCCAAGGACCACAAACCGGGGCCGAUCGGAAACGAGCGCUCCUUGAAGAACCGGAAAGGCUCGGAAGGGGCCGAGCGCCUGGAGGGCAACAUCGCUCCCGUCAACGGGGUGGAGAUUCACGUGGACCCGGUUCUUCCUGUGCCGCCCAUUGAAUUCGGAGUGAAUCCUAAAGAUUCAGACUUCAGUCUCCCCCCUGGCUCGGCUCCUGGCACGCCAGCCAGCCCGGUUGCGAAAUUACACAACGUGCUGGCCAGCAAUCCUGGACUCACGCAGUCCCUCCCUGUUAUUCGAAGAGACCAUCAACUUCCCCGUUGCAUCAGCUUAAACAUGUCUUAUCCGACAGCAGAUCUGACCCUCAAAAUGGAGUCAGCCCGAAAGGCGUGGGAAAACUCCCCCAGCCUUCCUGAACAGAGUUCCCCUGGAGGUGUUGGUUCAGGCAUUCAGCCUACAUCCAGCAUUGGGGCUUCCAGUGGGGUCAGCUACAGCACCUUUGGGGGUGUUUCUGUCCCACCGAUGCCCGUGGCCUCUGUGGCGCCUUCAGCUUCGAUCCCAGGUAACCAUAUCACACCCUUGUAUUUAGAUGGACAUGUGUUUGCCAGCCAGCCACGACUUGUUCCCCCGACAAUACCUCAGCAACAAGGCUACCAACAGGCAGCUGCUGCUCAACAAAUUCCACUCUCCCUCCACACGUCAUUGCAAGCCCAGGCGCAGCUCGGGUUGAGGGGCGGCCUUCCAGUUUCACAGUCCCAGGAGAUCUACAGCUCCAUCCCUCCCUUUAGGUCUCAGGUCUACAUGCACCCCAGCUUGUCCCAGCCCAGCACCAUGGUCCUGACGGGAGGCACGGCCUUGAAGGCGCCCUACUCUGCCUUCCCAGGAAUGCAGCCCCUGGAGAUGGUGAAGACGCAGUCGGGCACCCCUUACCAAACCGUUGGCGGCAGCCAAGCUCUGGUUUACGAGGGUCAGCUCAACCAGGCAUCGCAAAUGAUGGACUCGCAGCUUCAGCAGCUAACCAUGUCAAUUCCAGGAUCCCAGCUUCCGAUGGCCCGUUACGGAUCUGGCCAGCAGCCUCUUGUGUUAUCCCAGUCCAUGCACCUGCCCCAAGGACAGAAUCUCCCAGUUGGAGCCCCACGUAGGAUCCUGUCUCCCAACUCCCAGCCAUCGGCCCUGGUUACAAACAGGGAGUCUUCUCACAUGGAAAUCAAAGGAUUCUCCUUCGCAGACACUAAGCAGAGCAUCGUCCCUGGUGGAUCCAUCCCAUCUUCUCAUACUUACAGGCCCAGUUCUGCUACCCCCAGCGGGAAGCCCUCUGGAUCGGCCAUCAGCAUGAGCUCUGUACAAAGGCAUUACAUUCAACAGGCAAAACAGCGAGUAGACGAGAACAAAAGCCUGGGAGCCGUGAAACUGCAGGAGCCUCCGUCAGCUGGUCAGAUCAAGCCAGUCCGCACAGGCGCCAUCAAGCCUCAAGCGGUCAAAGUGGAGGAGAGCAAGGCCUGAGCCCUGGAACACACCCCCCCCCGCCCAGGUUGCCUGCCAGUCCUCCUGCUCAAGAGAAUGGGGGGGGGAGAGGCUCUGCAACCCACACAUCCCUCCCCUGGACAGCCUCCCUGCGGCUGGAUGCUCCAAGAUGCUUUACGCUGAGAUGUUUUCUUGCGCCGUGGGUUUUUUUUUUUUUUUUUUCUUUUCAUCCUUGGCCUGCUUGCUUUUUAAAAGAAGACCGACCACAGCUCCAUCGAAACUCAGCAGCAACCAUCCCAAGUUCCCUAUUGAAUUCUUGGAUUCUGGAGUGGCUACAGCCAUUUUUUGGUUUGUUUCUUUUCUCCACCUGAAAAUAGCAGAAAGCAUUAAGGAGUUAAGCUUUUCCCAUUGCAUAGUGGAAAUGCUAGCUUAUCUGUUCCCUUCCUUCCUUCCUUCCUUCCUUCCUUCCUUCCUCCACUCUCUUUUCUUCUUUCUUUCUUCCUUCCUUCCUUCCUCCGCUCUCUUUUCUUUUUUCUUUCUUUCUUUCUCUUUCUUCUCUCCCCUUUCCUCUUCCUCUCCUCCUUUCUUCUCUCUCUUCCCUUUCCUACUCCUCCUCUUCCUCUUCACCAUAACAACUUCCUCCUUUUUCUAAGCCCAUCAGGGUUUUUACUCCCAACACCCAGGAAUGCUGUAUCCUUCAUUUUGUAGCUGAACUUCUUCAUGUUUUGUUAGAUUUCUUCUUCCUACUUCUGAUUUUCUCGCUUGCAAAGGAAAUAUCUGCCAAACCCCAAAAUCAUGUGUUUGGAUGGACUUCCUUCUCAGCUAGAUCUUCCUACGUGUAACAUCCGUGUCUUACAUUCCAUCAAGCCUGGAUCUUCAGCUCUGUAUCUGAAAGCCUUUUCAACCACACGGUUUCCCUUCUCCUUCCCUUUUACUCUAGACCCGAGCUUUUGAAAUAAGCCAAGCCAGAAGAGAGAUCAGAACAGCUAUUUCCCCUUUUCCUCGCCCCCAGACCUCCAACGUUUUGCAGUCAUUUUGAGCAAGACCACCAUCAAUCUUACCAGAUCAGUCCCAGGGAGAUUGCAGUCAUUUUUUAUUUCUAUAGGUGAUUUAUUUUUGUGACAUUUUGAGACAAGGAGUGUUGGAAAAUUAAGUUUCUCAGAUUUUUUUUUUUAAUAGUCGCUUUGUGAUUUUCAAUCUUAGCCGCUUUAAGAGGUGUGGGCUGCAAUUCCUAGGGUACGUCUCUUCCAACGCGUGCUUUUCAGCAUGAAUUCUGGAAGGUGGAGUCUGUACAUCUUAAAGCAGGCUGGCCGGGGAAUUCUGGGAGUUGAAGUCCACACAUCUUAAAGUUGCUGAGGUUGACAAACACCAAACUAAAUGAUUGAGGGAAAAAUGCUAUUUUCUCUUUUCUUCCUUCCCAUUUUACUUCUCUCCUCCUCUCUCAAUUCAUCCUUACUCUGUAUUUUUCUUCCCCUUGCUGUAGCUAAUUCUAUUUUUCUUUCUAAGUUCACUUUCACCUCUCCCUUCCUGUUUUGCAUUCAGCAGUCAGAUUCUGCAGGGUGGAAGUGUCUCUUGGUAACAACCCAGAGUAGGUAAAAAUAGAGGGUUUUUUUUUUAAUCCCUGCAAAGAUAAUUUAAAAUAAUAAUAAUAAACCAUAGCAUGCAGGGAAUUUUUGACAUUUUUCUUUCCCCUUCCAAACCUGAUGCUUUACAAAGCUAAAAAUGACAAACCCUUCUUUUUUGCAUGAUCAUUGUUGGAAAAUAGAUUAAUAGGAGGAAUUCUGCAUUUUGGGGCACGGUGGAAAAGAUGCUGGAGUUUUCGGUAAGCCUAACAUUCUCCCAGAUGUCCUGUCUAGACAGGUUUGGUCAAAACCCUCACACGAGACCCCCCCCCCUUUGGCUGAGAGUUCGAUCAACUUUAAAAAUUGCAAUCUGCUAUUUUGGCUAAGGUGUCCCACCAGCCUUUUGGUUGGCAGUUCCCAAAGACCACAUUUUGAAAACAAAAAAACAAACAGAAUGCACUUCAAAAGCAGGCAGCCUUGGACUUGGGUACUCUCAAAAAGAGGCGAGUUUGAAUUUGGAAUUCCAUUAGCUAGCUGUCAAAAUGGACUUUGGUAUUUGGUUUUUUUUUUCCCCUGCGAGAGCUUUACAAUACUUAGGCUUCGUCAGCUCUUUCCCUUCGUUGGCGUGCAUUUGAGAUUCCCCCCUAACCAUAUCCAGGGGUUUAAAAUUGAGGGGCUUUUAAACAAAAUAAAAACGUUGCUCGGGAGAGGGGGCAUUUUUUUAAAUGGAAUUUUAAUUUGGGGUGGGACAGGACUCUCUACUGCUUGUAGUCGUUUUAGUCCUUUGGAACUUAGUAAUUCUUGGAUAUUUGCCUUUAACAUUUCUGUGUAUUUUUUUAACCUUUUUUGCUUCCUUCUAUGCCUCUGCUUGAAAAAAAUACUGCAAGCUGCUGAAUUUCUCACGCAAAUUGCCUUGAACACAUUUUGAUUUGGCCCAGCCAGCUCCCUGCAAAGAUUAACAAAUUACAAUCUUGUUCAUCACUGGUGUAAUUGCUUUGCGCCCAUAGUGGUUUUUAUUUUUAUGUUAUUUCCCUUUAAUUUUUCCUUCCUCUGUGCAAAGAUUAACAGAAUGCAAUCCUGUUCUUUAGUGGCGUAACUGCUUUGCGCCUGGGAUGGUUUAUAUUUUUAUAUUAUUUUUGUUGUCUGGCUGGUCUGUGGCAUUUUGUCUUUCAGUUGUCAGGCAACUAGAUUGAUCGUUAGAUGCAAAAGAGCAUCAUAAAACCUUCCUUGGGGAUUUAAAUCAGAACUGCAACUCUUAGGAUAGAGAUUAUCAAUUUGUUCUGCCUUUCAGCCAUUUUCUUCCACUCUGGCAAAAUUUGAAAAAACAAAACACUAGAAUUUAUUUAUACGUAUUUGGUGUUGUAGGUGAAAAGAAUUAAAUACUUCACUGAUCUAUUUAUUUAAUGUCUGGAUUUAUUCUGCACAGGCCAGGCCAAGAAAGAGUUCGUAGAUUUUUCUAUUUAUCAAAACUCGCUUUCAGUUCUGAAGCUUUUCCUACUGUUUAACUUUGGGCUAAAUCUUCUCGCUUUAUUGCCGUCUGCUGGAACCAAACUCGGCAGCAUACAACAUUGUCACGCUCCUGAAAGAAAAUUAAAUCCAUCUUUGUUUCCUUCAAUAGAAAGUCCACAGAUGUGUGUGUGUGUGUGUGUGUGUGUGUGUGUGUGUGUUUCGGUGAAGGAGUACGUGUGAAUCUUGAGACGCAAGCAAAAAGUUUUCGGACCUUAUUUCUGGAUGCAACUGCUGUGAUUUUGUGCCCGACCGAGGUGUCAGUGAGAAGAAGGGGGAAGAAUCCUGCACAAGCAGUUUUCUCCUGCGUGAACCUUGUCAAUGCCAAAAGGGCUGUGCUUUUUUUUUUCCUCCCACAAAAAAGAAAGCAGAUCACAUCGCUUAUCAAGAUUGUGCCUGUCAAAUUCAGCUCUGCACACUAAGUUUUUUUGGGGGAAAAGAAUGAAAGAAUAGCAGUCCAUUUAUAAAUCAGGAAAAAGCUAAGCACUUCUUUUUAAUUAUUUUUUCAAAGUGGCCAAUGCCAGUGUGGUUUUAAAACACUGGUUUCAGCUGCAGCAAUGUUUUUGUUCAGCUACAGAUGCAUUUAAAUAGAAUUUUAAUUCUGCCUUUCGCCGUGUCCUCUUAACGCAUUUCGAGGCUGGAUUAAUUUUUUUCCCCCUGUUAAAAACUGAAGUUGGAGGGUUGGAUGUGAAAGAGAAAAGGGUGGCUAAAGUUUUAAAGAUGAACUGACACACAUUUGUCUUUGUAGAUCUUCGUUAACAUCGAUCUUUUUCCCUUGCCUUCUGCAAAAAGGCUUGCUUUGCUGGUUUUUUAAUUUUUCUUCAGAGGGUUAUAGAUGGAAAAGACCAUCAGCUUAACGUUAUUGUUAGCCACAAGACCUUUCUUGCAUGCCAUUUAAUUUUUCUUUCUUUGUGUCCUUUAGCUUUCGGUGUGAUACAAAAAUUCUCUUUCCAUGUCACUUCAAAAUGUGGGAGGCAGAUUUUUUUUUUUUUAAUUUAGUCUUCAUCCGAUGGGAAGCUGAAACAGCUAAGCCAGAUUCAAAGUGCUUUGCUUUAAUUUGUCCUGUGGCUUUUACGAGCAUUUUUCGCCAGAGAUGUCAGACUGAAAAUUGUGGGUAUCGUAAGCGCUAACACAUUCUUGGUCGUUGACACAAGGCUGAACUGCUUAAAGUCGGUCAAGGAUGAUCAAAAGCAGCUGAAUAAGAUGUUCAUAGCAAAAUUUCUUCUCUCCUGUAUAAAUCACAUUCUUUUUUUUUUUUAGGAUGGUAUCGUACCUGUUCAUGUUUUAAUCUUGCAAACCUGUACAGUAAAAUCUUUUUUGUUUGUUUUGUUUUUUGGGGGGGGGCUUCUCAUGUGUUUGUCUUUUCACGUAGAGCAGAUAUUUGAAAGGGCAAACAGUGAAUAAAUUUGCAGACACGCAACACGUUUUAAAUCUUUCAGAGAACUGUCCUCGAAGCCUGUAAAAGACCGUUCUCUCUCACCCUUUGUGGGGUUGUUUCUUUUUUGUUGGUUUGUUUUCAUUUCGUUUUUGUUUUUUCUCCCCCAGUUUGUAUGGUUUCUCCUUUCAAAUAUGUGAUUGUAUUAGCUCUUUCCAUAUGAAAGAAUUAUCCUUAUUUAAAUUAAAAAAUAAAUAAAAGCGA
Molecule: messenger RNA, 14983 nt
Organism: Crotalus tigris (Tiger rattlesnake)
Lineage: Eukaryota; Metazoa; Chordata; Lepidosauria; Squamata; Viperidae
Gene: PRRC2B
Product: proline rich coiled-coil 2B
Exons: 31
Coding region: 3668-10315 (2215 amino acids)
Biological process (GO): cell differentiation
Source: RefSeq, a predicted model, not a curated record